Messenger RNA from Schistosoma turkestanicum, 1636 nucleotides. The record is from the annotation of a GenBank genome assembly. NCBI's taxonomy places the organism in Eukaryota, Metazoa, Platyhelminthes, Trematoda, Strigeidida, Schistosomatidae.
UAAAAUAUUGUGAAUUCAGUUCCACAGUUUCUUUGUAAAAAAAACAACAACAAUUUUCAAAUAAAAAAGAAUGAAUAGACUAAAUAUGAUAAUGAGUCGUUCAAUUCUCAGUAUAUUCAUUAUACUGCUAGUUUCCAUUACCCAUACAAAAUGUAUGCCGAGCAUAGUAGGUGGUAAAAUACUCAUCCCAGUAUCAUUUGGUGCUUAUGCUUAUAUGGAUUAUCCACUCAUUGCAAUAUGGUCAGGAAGUGUUUAUGGACCUUACAGGAAAUCAUUUUAUUAUGAUAAAUAUAACAAAUGGCAUGAUUUUUACUAUCAUUCUGAUUAUGAUUCCCAAUCGCUAGUACCUAGUCAAUACAGUUCAUUAUCUUCAUCAUUACCAUACAAUCAUUAUGAAGAUAAGUAUAAUAAUGAAGUAUUGGGAGAUGAACUACGGAUAGGAGAUUCAUAUUAUUAUGAUAAGAAUGAGAAUAAUAUCAUUUCACAUGUCGAUCAAAAAUAUGAUCAAAGUUAUAAAAAUGACGAUUAUCAACCAUCUGUUCAUGAUGAUAUUCAAAAAACUUCACGAGAUCAUAGCACAAUUGAUGAGAACAAAUCAAAUUAUAUGCAUCAUAAAUACAAGCACAAAAAAUCAGAAGUUGAAAAUUCACAUUACAAGAAUCAUUUACACAGAGAAUCUAUGCACAAGCAUAAACCUAAUGUAUAUAAACCAAAGAAGUUUGAAUACAAUGAUCAACACAAAGUAUCCAAGUCAGCUGAUAUGAUUGAUAAGCAUAGGAAAUAUCAUAAUGAUCAACAAGUUGAUUAUGAUUCAAAAGAAUCUAAUAAUCAUCAUCAUCAUCAUCAUGUUCAUGAUCAUCGAACUCGAUCAUCGAAUAAUGACAAUGAAGAUGAAAUUACACAGUUGAAAUAUUAUUAUGACCGAUUUAUUGAUGGUUUGAAUAGACCAAACUAUAUUGAUAAAUAUCAUAACUAUAAAAAUCCUAGACAUAUUCACAAAUAUCCAAAGAAUGAUGAUAUUCAUAAAAAGUCAAAUGAUGUAUAUGAAACUAGGGAAUCAAAACAUUUCCAUGAAAAACAUCCAGAGGAAAUGAAUGAUAAACAAUAUGAAAAAAAACCAAAACCUAGUGAUACAGAUAAUAAUGAUAUUAGAAGAAGGGAUCAUCAUUAUAAUGAGGAAAUAAAUAGAAAAAAGUUGAAACAUGAAAUACCUAGAUCAAAAGGAGAAAAUGAAAAAUAUCAAGAACCAGUUGAAAAAGAAACAGACGAAUAUGAUCAAAGUAGAGUUAGUGUAAUUAAAGUAAUCAAUGAAUACACAUAAGUAUGAUAAAAACGAAUGAAUAGAAGAAUAUAAUGAUGAUUUAAUUCUAAAAACAAUAAUUCAAUGUUAUGAUAAGAUUAUUUAGCUAACUUUUUGACAAUUUUUUUUUCAUGAAUUAUUGGUUAAUCAUUACAAAAAAAAAUUUUGUUUUAAACAAUGAAAGUCAAUAAAAAGUAUAAUAAUGUUUGCAUCAAAACUUAUUUCUCUUGACUUAUUUUAAUUUGAGAUUCAAUUCAUUACGUGUAAUUUUCUAACAAAUAACUAGUAGAAUUAUAAAUAAAAGAAAAUGAAAUAAAAUUAAGAUUGAUUAAUAAA